AUGUCAUCUAGUACCGAUGUGUCCAGGUGCAUAUCUCACCUCCAUCGUACAGAGUUGCAUGGCCAACAGAUAUCUGUAGAAAAGUGGAAGAGCGAUCCUUCCAAGCGUGACCAAAAGAAAGAGGGGGAUGACAAAAGUAGUUCUGGGAAAACAUCCAGUGAGAGGAAGUCAUCAGGUGGUGAUAAAAGCAGCAAGCCUCCAAGUUCAGUAAAAAAAGAUGACAAAAAAUCUGACAAGACUGAGAAGACUGACAACAAAGAUUCCAAGAAAGAUGGCAAAGAAAGGAGUGAUGAUGGAGCUGGAGGCUCUCAAGACCCAACAAAGAAGAAUGAAGAAAGAAAGCGGCCAGGUAAAAGUCCUGGACAAAUGGUAGUAAUAGAUCAGACUAAAGGAGAUCAACAAUACAUGAGGCCACAGAUGAGAAGAGGCCGUUUUGAUAAGAUGAGAAAUAGAGAGCGGUUUUUUCAGAACAAAAUGAAGUUCAGGGACAAAAAAGACAUCUUGACAUUUGAAAAAAUGAAGGCACAAAGACUCAGAGAAAAUGUUGAACGUCUGCAACGAUUGCAGAGAUACCACAGAGCUGUGGAACUGCGAAGGCGCAGGGAAAUGGCAGAGAGAGAGCGUCGGGAAAGGGAGCAUGUACGAAUAAUGAGAGAGCGUGAAGAGCUUGACCACCUACAAAGGGAGCGUGAAAGACUCGAAAUAGAAAGACAGAAGCUGGAACGUGAGCGAAUGGAGCGAGAGCGUCUAGAAAGAGAGCGUAUUCGAAUUGAGCAAGAAAGGCGAAAAGAAGCUGAGCGCAUUGCACGUGAAAGAGAGGAACUGAGGCGACAACAAGAGCAGCUUCGCUUUGAGCAGGAGAAAAGAAACUCUUUAAAACGACCUCGUGAUGUUGACCACAGGAGAGAUGAUCCUUUUUGGAAUGAGAACAAGAAGAUGGCAAUGGAUACAGACUCUCGCUUCAGCCAAGGAUCUGACUUCAACCGUCAGCAGAAUAGGUUCAAUGACUUUGACCAUAGAGAGCGUGGUCGGUAUCCAGAAUCUUCAUCUGCAACAUCUUUUGACAGACGUGAUCGAUUUGAGGCACCAGAAGGCAAAAAGGGUUUUAACAAGAACUUUGGUGAUUCAAGAAGAAACGAUGCAGCACAACCUCGAAAUGAACCACGAGACACAGACCGGAGGGAUCGGGAUGAAAGGAGACCUGUGGGUAUGGAAAGAGCAGGUGGAAACAGACCUGAAGGCCAAAGUCAUGAAAGAGGUAGAAUGAGCAGUCAAGAUAUGCAGCAUGGUCGCCACCAGAGAGACCCUCCAGGAAACCAACCACGCUCAGCUAAUUGGAAAGGAGGAAUGCCUCCAGAUAAGCGCGAUACAAGGCCGGGUAGAGCUGGCCCUGGCCAUGCUUCCAGAGGUGGUCAUAGCAGUCGUGGGGGAAAAUCUGGCUAUAGCGGGAGAGAUGGUGACCGGCCAGUCAUGGCAGGAGAUCGUGGUAGUGGACAACAUUAUAAUGAAGGCAGACACAUGGCCCCAGGAAGGGAUAAUACAGGGCCAAGAAAGGAAUGGCACAGUCCAAACACACGAGGGGGUGGAUAUGACAACAGAAGAAUGCCAGAUGGUCACAGUGGAGGCAUGAUGUCUUCACAUUCCAGUAAUUCAGCCAUCAACAGAGUUGUACCGAUGCCGGGUGGAUCCAUGCAGCGAGGAAGUGGCUCUGGAUUCAAGUCGUAUAAGGGAGCACCUCAAAGGAGAUACUAA
Staurois parvus is the source of this 1752-nucleotide messenger RNA. Lineage: Eukaryota; Metazoa; Chordata; Amphibia; Anura; Ranidae. The record is from the annotation of a GenBank genome assembly.